Molecule: messenger RNA, 1116 nt
Organism: Aaosphaeria arxii CBS 175.79
Lineage: Eukaryota; Fungi; Ascomycota; Dothideomycetes; Pleosporales
Product: NAD(P)-binding protein
Exons: 4
Coding region: 1-990 (329 amino acids)
Source: RefSeq, a predicted model, not a curated record
AUGGCCAGCAAACUUGUCACAAUCAUCGGUAUUACCGGUAACCAGGGCGCAUCAGUCGCUGAGGCUUUCAUCAACGAGCCAGGAUGGAAAAUCCGCGGCAUCAGCCGUGAUCCCAGCAAGCCUUCUAGCAAAGUGUGGAGUGACCGAGGAGUAGAGAUGGUUGGUGCUGACCUCGACGAUGCCGAGGCAUUGAAGACAGCAUUCAAGGGAUCAAAUGCCAUCUUCGGUGUCACAGAUUUCUGGCAGCAAAUGAAAGUUCCCGCCAACAUCAAGAAGGCGCAAGAGACGGGCCGAGUGCUCAACGAGGUCGCAUUUGAUGGCGAGAUCGAACAGGGAAAGAACAUCGUGAAUGCUGCGCAGGCCACAGCAGACACCCUGGAUCUUUUGGUUCUUUCAGUACUUGGCGACUCCAAGAAAUGGAGCCACGGAAAAAUCACCUGGAACUACCAUUUCGAGGGAAAGUGGAGGAUCGUGGAAUAUCUCCAAGCAACAUAUCCUGAGCUGUACAAGAAGACUUCCUUCUUCCAGCCCGCAUUUUUCAUGACAAACCUCGAGGGUGGCAUGGGUCCGCGAAAGGGGCCUGACGGAGAGUAUGUCAUGAGACAGCCCAUCGAUGGCAACAAGCAAAUCCCCAUGUAUCAUCCUCGCCAGGACACUGGACCAUUAGUAAAGGCACUCAUCACAUCCUCGCCCGGGAAGAACCUCAUGGGUUUCAGCAGCCAGAUCAGCUUCAACGAGAUCGCACAAAUCUGGAGCAAGAGCAUCGGCGAACCCGUCAAGUUUGUGCCGAACACGGUUGAGGACGUGGACAAGGCAAUGCCUGGAGGCCAUGGUCGUGAGCUGGGCGAGAUGAUGGCAUACAUCAACGACCCUGGCUAUUUUGGAGGCGAAGAGGCUGUCAAGGAAUUGAACUUGAUCACCCCACAAGAUCUCGGCGUUACCGGCCUUUCCAAUGUCAGGGAGUUCUUGAAGGACAAAAAAGUAAACUAGACACUCCUGGGUUCCGAGCAAAAGUAUCUAAUUCUAUCGAGUCGCAGAAAUUAGUGCGACUGUGAUAAAAAAAAGGUUGUAUAUAUGAUACCAGGGCAUUAAAUCUUAAUGCCUCACCUCUCAAUA